GCUUUAAUACAAUGAUUAAUCAUUUAUAAUCAUAACUUAGCUCAUGUGAAUGAAAUCAUCUUGUUUUAUCAGUGACCAGUUAUGAUACCGUCUCAUUUCACAUGUAUAUUCACAUUAUCUACUGAUAUAGGAAUUACAUUAGUGACUUAAACAUGGAUGACAAAGGAGAAGCCCCGCCACCCUACAGCCCGCCGACUUCCGGUAACUACGGCCUGCAGAACCCGGCCGCCAACGCGAGCUAUCCAGGUCAAACUAACUAUGGCUAUGACCAGCCCCAGGGACACUACAACGGCUCUCCCCAAGGGCAGUAUGCUGGCUACGCCCACGGAUCGCAGGGACAGUUUGUAAACAGCAGUUCAAUGUCAAAUAGCAAUGUUGUGGUGGCACAGGUAGGAGGGGGCCCGAUUUACCAGACCUCGCCCCAGGACUAUACGACCCAGGCUUGGAUCGCCUGUCUUUGCUGCUUCUGGCCAACUGGACUCCUAGCUAUCAUGAAGGCGUCUGAGUCACGAGAUGCUCUGGCCCGGGGCGAUUUGAUUGGAGCACAGUCGGCAUCGAAUAGCGCCCGGCAGUUUGUCCGCAUUAGCUACGUCGUCGGCAUCGUCAGCGUUGUGUUUAUUGUCGUCUUCGUCGGCAUUUACGUUGGCGUUAUCAUGUCUUCAUUCGACGAUUACGACGACACAGACUAGACGUUCACUCAAUCGGAACACCUUGGCCAUUUUCCAUCGAAAAUAAAGAAACAAAAUGGCCGAUUGAACUUUUUCUCAAUAGGAACACCACGGACAUUCUCAGACAACGAAAACAAAUGGCCGAUUGAACUUCACUCUCACGACGGGAAAUUGUGCCAUAAUUAUGCUAUAUUUUAAUUACGUAGUGAUUUAACGAACACACUAUAACGUUAAUGACCUUUAUCAUUAUUAUGUAUCAUUCAUUAUUCGAAUGGAUUUUAAUGGACCGUUUCGCUUGCAUCGUAAAAUUGUAAUUUCAUUUUGCUGAUUUAUUUUGUGUUUUAAAAAUUGUGUAUAAAUUAGUUAUGCUAAUGAAGAAUCUGUCUUAUACAUUCGUGAUCUUA
Molecule: messenger RNA, 1072 nt
Organism: Mya arenaria
Lineage: Eukaryota; Metazoa; Mollusca; Bivalvia; Myida; Myidae
Product: proline-rich transmembrane protein 2-like
Exons: 4
Coding region: 153-689 (178 amino acids)
Cellular component (GO): membrane
Source: RefSeq, a predicted model, not a curated record